This is a messenger RNA of Metschnikowia bicuspidata var. bicuspidata NRRL YB-4993, 5406 nucleotides long. It is a transcript of the gene GSL2, whose product is annotated as Gsl2p. Gene Ontology annotation, molecular function: 1,3-beta-D-glucan synthase activity. The transcript has a single exon. The record is from RefSeq and is a predicted model, not a curated record. Gene Ontology annotation, biological process: fungal-type cell wall polysaccharide biosynthetic process; (1->3)-beta-D-glucan biosynthetic process. NCBI's taxonomy places the organism in Eukaryota, Fungi, Ascomycota, Pichiomycetes, Serinales, Metschnikowiaceae. Gene Ontology annotation, cellular component: 1,3-beta-D-glucan synthase complex; plasma membrane. The coding region runs from base 1 to 5229 and encodes 1742 amino acids.
AUGUUUCUGUCACCAAAACACAUUCAGGCCAGAUCAGCGGCUCCAUUGCAUACCAGCCAUUCAGAUCUGGCACCUGUGGAAACACAGGCUGCACUUUCUGUGGCAGAAGUGUUACACGGUGAAAACACUCCGUUUUUCAUCAAUCUGAGCUAUCUGAGUGAGCCGCGAAAAUCUGAGCCUCAAGACGACUCUGACGAGGAAAAAUGUCGGAGUGAACCCAAGAAAAUUGGAUCUAUUCAUUGGGGUCCACCUGAGACCGUGCCAAUCCUGGAGGAAGAUAUUGGGGUGAUCUUCUCAAGGUUGCAAAUGACUUUUUGCUUCCAACACGACAAUAUGAAAAAUAUGAUGUCAUACUUUUUGACUUUGCUUGAGUCACGGGCUUCCAGAUCUGGGCCUUAUAUGGCGCUUCGAACACUCCAUGCUGACUACAUUGGUGGGCCCCGAUCAAACUUCCGUAAAUGGUACUUCGCUGCUGAAAUGGACGUGGACGAUUUGCCACGCAAGUAUGAGAAGAAACACAAGAGAAAAGCUUCUCAGGUAACUGAAAGCCUUCUCUUUGCUCAAAAGCAAUGGCAGAUGAAGAUGGCUCGUUUAAGUCCCGAAGAGCAGGUCACUCAUGUGGCUUUAUACCUAUUAAUUUGGGGUGAGGCAAAUAAUAUCAGGUUCAUGCCCGAGUGCCUUUGUUUUCUUUUCAAGUGCUGCAUUGACUAUUACAGUACUCUAACAGACUAUGGUGACUUUCAAAAGUAUACGCAUGGAUUUCUCGAUCAUGCCAUCACCCCACUUUACAUGUGCUUGAGACAGCAACUAUAUGAAGAGAAGAGUGCAAAGUUGGAAAAAGUUGAUAAAGACCAUGACUUGAUUGUUGGCUAUGAUGACAUGAAUCAAACCUUCUGGCACCGAACUAGCUUGCAACGUAUCAUGUUGUCUGAUCAUACCUCCAUUAUGGACUUGCAGAAAGAAGAGCGGUUCAAAGCACUCGCGGAAGUUGAUUGGCUGAAGGCCUUUUGUAAGACAUACCGUGAGACCAGGACAUGGAUGCAUAUCGUGGUCAAUUUCAACAGAGUCAUUAUCAUACACCUGUCAGUCUUCUGGUAUUAUACUAUCAUUCAUUCAUACCCCCUAUACACACCCGGCUAUGAGAUAUCUUACAACAAUCGGCCCACUACGCAAACGAGAUUGUCAAUCAUGUCUUUAGCAGGGGCGUUGCUGGUGUCAAUCAGUCUUUUUGCAUUAAUCUUGGAAUUUCGAUUUCUGCCUAGGCGUUGGGAGGGUUCACACCCAAUUUCAAAGCGCUUCUGGUGUCUUUCAAUUUUACUAUUCUUGAACACCGCCCCCACAAUUAUUGUCCAUGCCCUCGAUUAUCAAGAUUUCGGUAACUCAACUGGAAUUUCUAUUGCAACAUGUCAUUUUGUGUUCUCGAUAUUCACAGUUUUAUAUCUCUCAAUUGUGCCUCCGAUUAGGACUUUUGGUUGCAAAUUAAAGGGCAGAGCACAACUUGCAUCCGAGAGCUUUACUUCGAAUUUUCAUAUACUAAAUGGGGAAGACAAAACAGCAUCUAUUGGGCUUUGGGUUAUGGUAUUUUCCUCAAAAUUUCUAGAGUCAUACCUCUUUUUGACUCUUCCCAUGAGGCAUCCCGUCCGAGAAUUGAGUGUAAUGAAAACAAACUGUCUCGGGGAUAUGUGGUUGGGGCAAAUUGCUUGCCGGUAUCAGCCGAAGAUCGUCCUUCUACUCAUCUUUGUCUUAGAGUUUAUCUUGUUUUUUCUCGAUACGUAUCUUUGGUAUGUUGUUUGGACCGCUGUAUUUUCAGUUGCUAGAUGUUACUAUCUUGGGUCUAGCAUUUGGACACCUUGGAACAACAUAUAUUCCAGACUUCCGAAGAGAAUAUAUUCAAAAUUGCUCGUCACCACUGGAAUAAAGACAUCAGAUGAAACUUAUAUGGUUUCCAAAAUUUGGAAUGCGAUUGUUGUUUCCAUGUACCGAGAGCAUUACAUUUCAAUCGAGCAAGUUCAAAAGCUCAUAUACCACCAGAUUCUGGAAAGGGGAACUUCCACGAUCAUAAAUGAGCCUAGCUUUUUUGUUUCUCAAGAAGACGAGUCACUAAGACUUAAAAUUUUUUCGGAGAGCACUGAAGCUCAACGAAGAAUAUCUUUCUUCGCUCAGUCGUUAACAUCAUCAAUUCCAGAGGCCCGCGAGAUUCAAAGUAUGCCAAGUUUCACAGUUUUUAUCCCGCAUUACAGUGAGAAGAUUAUACUUCUGUUGAAGGAAAUUAUUAGAGAAGAAGACAAGUAUGCACAAGUUACUCUUCUUGAGUAUUUGAAACAGCUUUACUCACUGGAAUGGGUAAAUUUUGUCCGCGACACAAAGUUGAUGGCAGAAGAAUAUGAAUGCAAGGGAAGUCAAGUGAGCACAGCAAGAGACAACAAAGAAGAUAAUGCAUAUGACUUGAUUGGUUUUCGAGAAGCUACUCCCACAUUUACUAUGCGAACAAGAAUAUGGGCUUCUCUAAGGUCUCAAACACUUUAUCGAACAGUAUUUGGUUUUAUGAACUACUCCAAGUCAAUAAAAAUGCUUUUAGACUUGGAGACGGAAGAAGACAUCGAGUACAAAGGGAUUGAUAAUGAGAGGCUACAGGAAAUUCAAAACUUGACACUUCGAAAGUUUUUCAUCACUGUGUCAAUGCAAAGGUUCAAGGAUUUCACUGAGGAAGAACAUGAGAGUGCAGAAGUAUUGCUAAGGGCAUACCCAGAGCUUCAAAUAGCAUACAUUGAAGAAGAGGCGAGCCCAAUUGAUGGAUCACUCACUUUUUACUCGUGUCUAAUUGAUGGCUCAUGCCCCAAAAAUGCGUUUGACAGGCGCAUCCCAAAGUACCGUAUCCGUAUUUCAGGAUACCCAAUUUUGGGAGACGGGAAAUCCGACAACCAGAAUCAUUCUGUAAUUUUCACACGAGGGGAGUACAUUCAACUCGUAGAUGCAAACCAGGACAACUAUAUUGAGGAGUGUUUGAAGAUUCGCAACAUCUUGGCAGAAUUUGAAGAGCAAAAUCUCAUUGAUCCAUACUCUAGCGAGUACGAGAAAAUGGAAAUCCCGGAUCCCGUCGCCAUCAUCGGCACAAGAGAAUACAUAUUUUCCGAAAACACAGGCAUUUUGGGCGAUAUUGCGGCAGGUAAAGAGCAGACAUUCGGCACAUUAUUUGCAAGAACGCUUGCUCAAAUUGGCGGAAAGCUCCAUUAUGGACACCCAGAUUUCCUCAAUGGAAUUUUCAUGACAACCAGAGGCGGGGUAUCUAAAGCUCAACGAGGUCUUCAUUUGAAUGAGGACAUAUACGCGGGAAUGACAGCUGUCGCGCGGGGUGGAAGAAUUAAGCAUUGUGAAUACAUGCAAUGUGGGAAAGGAAGAGAUCUUGGGUUUACAUCUAUCUUGAAUUUCAUUACCAAAAUUGGAACCGGCAUGGGCGAACAGAAUCUAUCACGGGAAUAUUUUUACUUGGGAACGCAACUCCCACUUGACAGGAUGCUCUCGUUCUACUACGCUCAUGUCGGAUUUCAUCUCAACAACUUUUUGAUCAUCCUUUCCAUUCAGAUUUUUCUUUUGAUAGGCAUCAACCUCGCUUCCUUGACAAGCGAGUCCAUGGUAUGUAAGUACCAUGAGUCUCGUCCCAUCACGGAUCCGAGGGAACCGGAGUUUUGUGCAAAUCUUAUUCCGGUAAUAGGAUGGCUUGAAAGGUGUAUCCUCUCAAUUUUCUUGGUUUUUUUUAUGUCUAUGCUACCAUUGACGGUCUAUGAGCUUUCUGAAAGAGGGGUCUACAAAUCCAUAACGAGAAUUGGAAAGCAUAUGUUUUCAAUGUCGCCAUUGUUUGAAAUUUUCGUGUGCAAAAUUUAUUCUCAAUCUUUGGUGAGGGAUAUUACAAUUGGCGGUGCCCAGUACAUUGCCACUGGGAGAGGAUUUGCCACCAGGAGAGAGGCGUUUUCUGAUCUUUACACUCGUUUCGGGAAUGAAUCCCUUACAUUUGGUGCAUUUUUAUUUUUGUUGGUCGUAUAUUUUUCGACAAGCAUGUGGAAACCUGUUUUUGCCUUUUUCUGGAUUGUUGUUCUUGGACUUAUCAUCAGCCCAUUUAUCUUCAAUCCAAACCAGUUUGUGUGGAACGAGUUCUUUGCCGAUUAUUUGCAAUUUUUUAAAUGGCUUCAUUCAGGGAAUAGUGAAGUCUGCAAAAGCUCAUGGGCUACUUACACCAAAAUUGGUCGGAGCAGGUAUACGGGAGUAAAAGUCAAUUAUGGAAAAGAAGAAGAGGGUCUUAUGAACCAGGUAAGACCAUCCCGGUUCAAUAUCAUUACGACAGUAAUAUUUCCUCAAAGCAUGGUUCUUUUUUUUAUCCUGACGGCCUAUUUUUUUUCAAAUUCCCAGAAUGAAUCAUCAUUGGAGACGCCAUCAUACAUCCUUGCAAGGGUUCUAUUUGUGGCAAUGCUACCCAUUGGAGUUAACAUGGUGAUCAUGAUUUUUGUGUUUAUCACGUCCCUAUGCUUCGGGUCCAUCAUAAGCUCAUUCAUGUCACAAUAUCCCUCUUUUGUUGCUGCGAUAAUACACACAUUAUCAAUUGCAGCACAUUUAUUCUCCGUGUUGCUUCUUUUCGUCCUUCAAAACUUCGAUGUUGAGCAGACAGUACUUGGGUUUUGCUUGGUAACCAUGGUUCAAAAAGUGACAUUUCAAGUCACAAACACGCUUUUCAUGAGUCGCGAGGUAUUGGACAGUCGAUCCAACAGAGCAUGGUGGUCAGGGAAAUGGUUGAGCGCAGGGUUAGGAUGGCGGACAUUAUCGCAGCCGUUCAGAGAAUACAUCUGCAAAGUGUCUGAGCAGUCAUACUUUGCAGCUGACUUCAUGGUAUCACACAUGAUAUUUUACGCCCAACUCCCAGCGAUAGUAAUUCCACUUUCGAACACGUUUCAUUCGAUGAUGUUGAUGUGGCUCAAACCUGGGAGCCAACUCAGACUGCAAUUUUAUUCAAAGAAGGAGAAAAAGCGACGAAUAAUGGCAAUUUACUGGUCGACACUAACAUUUUUCUCUGUCGCUGCAAUUUUGACCGCAUUAAUAGUGGUACCUGUUUUGUGUGUUAUGAACAACUGGUUCAACAUCGAGGACUAUUAUCCACAAUUUUUUAUUGAUAUGAUGCAACCAGAUCCAUUCAAGUUGGUUCCCACUGGAUUACGUAAGGACCUCUCUUUGGGGUCUUAAGGCGCCGAUCAUCGAGACAGGAGAAGAUGCUUAAUUAGGUCGAGAUUGGUAGGGGAAAAUGUACUCACCACUAAAAGAAGAUUAUCAAGUAAACUUUCGUCACACAUAGUUAGCGUAAGAGAAAAUCUGUUGAAUUUUGACAUGAGUUGAAGUUUGUCGACAAUAGACCGUGUUACA